AUGGUGGGUUUUGUGUUGACAAGCUCGCUCUGCUCGGCCGCCACGAUAUUUUCCAGCUCCAGAGCUUCUACCACGCAGCUCGAUCGAUUCGCAUUGAUUGUCCCUGACGAGCUGCUCCACUUUCUAGCCAAUGUCAGCCAGUCUGCGAUCGGGAAGGAGAGAAAUGAAGGAAAAUCUCUGCCGCCCUGGCGGUGUCAUUUCCACACACUUGGGUUGGCCGCCAGCCAGCAGACAGGAGCGCUGCAAAACACGGACUGGCUUUCAGAGACUGCUGCAUCUGGAGGGGAGCUUAUUCAGAGCUCUAACUUUACAGUCUAUGGCUCUCACGCAGGGCUGUCAACUCAUUUGGUAGCCUUUUGUUUUUUGUCACCACUCGCCACAGAGAGCAGGGAGACGGACCGCUCGGACUGUGGCAGCCCUCCCUUCUGCUUGGAUCCGUUCUGUUGCAGAUGUCCAUGGCUGACCGUGGAUGAAGGCAAACGGACGCAGCAGAGACUCCCCCCCUCGCUCACCCCUGCCCCCUCUCCACCCUCACCCCCGUCCCGGACUCGUACGCUCUGGACCAUGUCUAGUAGGCUGUCGGAGGGGGGUCGUACAGAUGAGCUGGGCAAAGGCAGCAGUAAAGGAGAUUCUCCUGUUUUAGAGCGGAGGAACCGCAGUGGCAUCAUCAGCGCUCCUCUGAAUAGGAGCCUAAAGAACUCACGCACCCUGUCCCAGUACACAGCCGUCUCGUCGGCCACCACCAAUGGACACACACACAGUAGUGAAAGUAAACCUAAGCCCCCUGCUCCCCCUACGGCCCAGCCCACUGUUUCUGCUCUGACAGCGGGCAAGCUGGACCGCACCCUGGAGCAGGUUCUGGAGGGACAGAAUGGCCUGCUACACUUUGCCCAGGCAGCGGCCCUGCUGAAACGAGCAGGGAUGGAGCACAUGCUGCUGCCUGGGGGCAUGGGAGUAGGACUUGGGGACGCGAGCUCUGGGGCGAGCGACUUGGAAGGUACGUCUGUGCCGGACGCCGUGGGGGGUCCUGCAGACUUUCCAUAUGGAGUAGGGGGUGGCUUCCCCUUCAACCCGGGGCUGUUCAUCAUGACGCCGGCCGGGGUGUUUCUGGCGGACAACGCUCUGCACAUGGCAGGCCUGGCUGACUACCCAGCUCAGAGUGAGCUGGCCUCUGCCAUCAACUCCGGUAAAAAGAAGAGGAAACGCUGCGGCAUGUGCCCACCCUGUCGACGGCGCAUUAACUGUGAGCAGUGUAGCAGCUGCCGAAACCGCAAAACAGGCCACCAGAUCUGCAAGUUCCGCAAAUGUGAGGAGCUGAAGAAGAAGCCGUCUGCUGCACUGGAGGUGAUGCUUCCUACGGGGGCGGCGUUCCGGUGGUUCCAGUAG
Knipowitschia caucasica is the source of this 1386-nucleotide messenger RNA. Lineage: Eukaryota; Metazoa; Chordata; Actinopteri; Gobiiformes; Gobiidae. The record is from the annotation of a GenBank genome assembly.